GAUUAUGAGGAUUUAUGUUGACGUGGAGGGAUUAAAGGACCAGAGGGGGGAAAGCUAGGGAUGUAGGACGCUGUCAUCUUGGCGCUGUAGUUGGAAGAAGACUGCGCAGCAUCCCGCGGUAAAAGCCAUGAGUCAGUUUCGGGUGUUAGUGGGGGUCCUGAGGGGCGGCCGGGCCGGACGGAGCCAGUUGCAGCGGGGAUGUGGAGGCGCCCUGGCCAGGCUCCGGGUUGAUCCCAGUAGAAGCUGCUCCUCCAGGACUGAGCCCCUCCUCCCAGCAGUGGUCAGCAGCUCCAACUAUGUGGAGGAGAUGUACUUUGCCUGGCUGGAGGACCAUAAAAACGUCCAUGAAUCCUGGGAUGGAUUCUUCCGCAACAUCCAGGCGUCCAGUCCAUCUGGCGAGGCAGAUGAGACACCUCCCUCCGCUCUUCUACAGGGCCGAGUGCUGUCCCACUCUCCAGACCUGGCACAGAAAGUGGUGGAGGACCACCUGGCUGUGCACUCUCUCAUUAGAGCCUACCAGAUUCGUGGUCACCAUGUUGCCCAGUUGGACCCGCUGGGAAUCCUUGAUGCUGACUUGGACUCUUUUGUUCCCUCUGAUCUCAUUACAACCAUUGACAAAUUAGGCUUCUAUGGUCUUGAUGAGUCUGACUUGGAUAGAAGUUUCCAGCUGCCCCCCACCAGCUUUAUUGGUGGGCAACACACUACCCUUCCCCUCAAAGAAAUCAUACGCAGACUAGAGACAUCCUAUUGUGGUCACAUUGGGGUUGAGUUUAUGUUUAUUAACAAUGUGGACCAGUGUCAGUGGAUCCGUCAGAGGUUUGAGACCCCUGGAAUCAUGCAGUUCACCAAUGCUGAGAAGAGGACGCUGCUCGCCCGCCUGAUCAGAUCAACACGGUUUGAGGAUUUUUUGGCCAGAAAAUGGUCCUCAGAGAAACGAUUCGGCCUGGAGGGUUGUGAAGUUCUCAUCCCUGCUCUUAAAACUAUCAUCGACACAUCGAGUGCUGCAGGCAUCGAUAGUGUGAUCAUGGGGAUGCCCCAUCGUGGGAGGCUUAAUGUCUUGGCCAAUGUGAUUCGCAAAGACCUCGACCAGAUUUUCUGUCAGUUUGACCCCAAACUAGAGGCUGCUGAUGAGGGUUCAGGUGAUGUCAAAUACCACCUUGGAAUGUGCCACGAGAGGAUUAACCGUGGGACAGAUAAGAGCAUCACUCUGUCCCUCAUGGCAAACCCCUCCCACCUGGAGGCAGUUGAUCCAGUGGUCCAGGGUAAGACCAAAGCUGAGCAGUUCUACAGAGGGGAUACUCAGGGAAAGAAGGUGAUGUCCAUCUUGAUGCAUGGAGACGCUGCUUUUGCCGGACAAGGAAUUGUGUAUGAGACCUUUCACCUGAGCGAGCUUCCCUCUUACACCACAUAUGGUACAAUCCAUGUGGUGGUCAAUAACCAGAUUGGCUUCACUACAGAUCCCCGAGUGGCCCGCUCCUCUCCUUACCCCACCGAUGUGGCCCGGGUUGUCAAUGCGCCCAUCUUCCACGCCAAUGCAGACGACCCGGAGGCUGUCAUGUACGUGUGUCGAGUGGCUGCAGAAUGGAGGACCACCUUCAACAAGGAUGUCGUCAUUGACUUGGUUUGUUACAGACGUUUCGGCCACAAUGAAAUGGAUGAGCCCAUGUUCACCCAGCCGCUGAUGUACAAGCAGAUCCGUCGGCAAGAGCAUGUACUGAAAAAAUACUCUGACAAGCUGAUUGCAGAUGGAGUGGUGACACUGCAGGAAUUUGAGGAAGAAGUUGCCAAAUAUGACAAGAUAUGUGAGGAGGCAUAUACCAGCUCAAAGGAUGAAAAGAUCAUGCACAUCCGACACUGGCUUGACUCCCCCUGGCCAGAUUUCUUCACAGCUGACGGAGAACCAAAGAGCAUGAGUUCCCCCCCCACAGGACUUGAAGAGGAGGUUCUGCAGCACAUUGGCCAGACCGCAAGCUCAGUGCCACUGGAAGAUUUCAAGAUCCACCCUGGUGUGUCUCGUAUCCUCCGUGGUCGAGCGGAUCUGGUGAAGAAUCGUCUGAUGGACUGGGCUCUGGGAGAAUACAUGGCCUUUGGCUCGCUUCUCAAAGAAGGCAUACAUGUAAGACUCAGUGGUCAAGACGUCGAAAGAGGAACCUUUAGUCACCGUCACCAUAUUCUUCAUGAUCAAGAGGUGGACAAACGUACCUGUGUUCCUAUGAACCACCUGUGGGCCAACCAGGCUCCUUACACUGUGUGCAACAGCUCCUUAUCAGAGUAUGGAGUUUUAGGUUUUGAGCUUGGAUUUGCCAUGGCCAAUCCAAAUGCCCUAAUACUAUGGGAGGCCCAAUUUGGAGACUUCCACAACACAGCUCAGUGCAUCAUCGACCAGUUCAUCAGCUCGGGCCAGGCCAAGUGGGUUCGCAACAAUGGCAUUGUCCUACUCCUCCCCCACGGAAUGGAGGGAAUGGGUCCAGAGCAUUCCUCAGCUCGGCCUGAACGCUUCCUGCAGAUGAGUAAAGACGAUCCAGAUCACUUUCCUGAGCUCAGUGGAGAUUUUGAGGUAAAGCAGCUGCAUGACUGUAACUGGAUUGUGGUCAACUGCUCCACGCCUGCUAACUUCUGUCAUGUGCUCAGACGGCAGAUUCUGCUGCCAUUCAGAAAACCGCUAAUUAUUUUCACUCCGAAAUCUCUGCUGAGGCACCCUGAUGCAAGGUCAAGUUUUGAUGACCUCGCAGAAGGCACAAGAUUCAAGAGAUUAAUUCCUGAUAAUGGCCCUGCCAGUCAAAGCCCAGGUCAUGUGAAGAGGGUCAUCUUUUGCACCGGAAAAGUGUUCUAUGAACUGGUGAAAGAGAGGAAACAGCAAGGCCUGGAGAGAAAUGUUGCCAUCGUCAGACUAGAGCAGAUAUCUCCAUUCCCAUUUGACCUGGUCAAAGAGGAGGUAGAGAAAUACACCGAUGCUGAGCUGGUAUGGUGUCAAGAGGAACACAAGAACAUGGGUUAUUAUGAUUAUGUCCGACCACGUUUCCUCACCGUGGUAGCCAACAGGAGGCCCAUUUGGUACGUGGGACGAGACCCUGCAGCUGCACCUGCAACAGGAAACAAGUCCACCCACUUCACUGAGCUGAAGAGGUUUAUGGACGCUGCUUUCAACCUGAACAAUUUCCAAAAUAAGAAUAUCUAAUCUAAAGAUCACUUUUACAGUCCGUUUAGUCAUCUGGUUUAGAGUGGUAGGAUAGUUCACUUACAAUCUCACUCCAGAAGUGAGUUUUGAGGCUGUCACUGAGAAAUUCAAGUGUACUUUAGAUGGAUCCAAUACUUCUAUUCUAAAUAUCCAUAAAGAUUUACUAUGUUUGGAUAGAAUUUUGCAGAACCUACAAGAGGCAUAUCUCACGUACGAAAAUAGUAAUAAUAUUGGAUCACAUCAGUAGGUUUAUUGCCUGCAUUUGCCUGCUACCUUUGCUGUUAGAAAAGGACUGUAUUUAUUGUCACACCUCACUUCACCGGCAGACAUCAGCCAGCUGGCACAGAGACUUCCAGCCAUGUUUUCUUCUUGGGACAUAUUGCUUAGUUUCGUCUGUGGAGGCUCACAGCAAACACAAACAAGCACACAGCUUAGCCUUGGACGCUUUGAGAAGCGUACUGAUGCUUGGUUGUCAUAUUCAAAUCCCCAGGUAUUAACAGAAUUGAUAGUGGUUACCAUUGUGCUUAGGAAGCCCCAUAGGAUUAUACCUCCUGUUGAACUAUGCAGUAACUUACCUUAUAGCUGGAGAUUUAAAGGGAAGUGUUAAAAACAUAAGUAUGCAUAUUUAAAUACUCCAAAAUGUUUUAAUUUAGAUAUUUGAAUAUUUUUAGAAGCUUGUUAAUGGAAUAAAUACUGUCUUAUAUUGAAAAGGGUACAUAAACAUCUGUAGAACUUUGUAGAUUUGC
This is a messenger RNA of Menidia menidia (Atlantic silverside), 3924 nucleotides long. NCBI's taxonomy places the organism in Eukaryota, Metazoa, Chordata, Actinopteri, Atheriniformes, Atherinopsidae. The record is from the annotation of a GenBank genome assembly.